Messenger RNA from Bombyx mandarina (wild silkworm), 8217 nucleotides. RefSeq names its product PTPRF interacting protein alpha (gene Liprin-alpha). The record is from RefSeq and is a predicted model, not a curated record. Gene Ontology annotation, cellular component: presynaptic active zone. NCBI's taxonomy places the organism in Eukaryota, Metazoa, Arthropoda, Insecta, Lepidoptera, Bombycidae. Gene Ontology annotation, molecular function: protein binding. Gene Ontology annotation, biological process: synapse organization.
ACAUUGGUGUGUCUUCACAUCCACGUUACCAAAAAUGGCCGUGAAUUACUUAUUAAUCAUCUUUUGUCGCGAUUAGCAAUAUUUAUUGGCCAUAUAAUAAAUAAACUAUGUUUUAAUUUAACAAUCACUUACAAGCUCAAAUAUUCAUACACGUCAUAGUCGGCUCUCAUACCCGAGAUUUGAUUAAAUUUAACCCGAAGGCUACUAAGCCUUGUGUGAAGAAUCAUGUGAAGAAUGACGAAGUGUUAAUACUGUGAGUAAGAAAAACAAAAGUGCGCAACACGAGUGGAAGAAGGUGGUGGUGUUUCGUUACCGAAGCGAUGGUGUAGGGGGGUGUCGUCGCGCCGAGCGAUGAUCGCGCGAGAUGCAACGCGGUGGCGCGUGCGCGUUGCUGGGCACGCCGUGCACGCGCAAGAACGGAGCCGUGUGCACGUGUCGAGUACACACGGCGCUUCUACAGGAGUUCGCGGCCCUCACGAAGGAGUUGAAUCAAGCGCGAGAACAGCUCCUAGAAAGGGAAGAAGAGAUCUCCGAGCUCAAAGCGGAGAGAAACAAUACCAGGUUACUGCUAGAGCAUCUAGAAUGUCUGGUGUCGCGACACGAGCGCUCGUUGCGCAUGACGGUGGUGAAGAGGCAGGCGGCGGCACAGUCCGGGGUCUCGUCAGAGGUGGAGGUGCUCAAAGCUCUCAAGAGCUUAUUCGAACAUCACAAAGCUUUAGACGAAAAGGUUCGAGAACGACUACGCGUCGCGUUAGAGAGGAAUACAGCCUUAGAAGAAGAAUUGGCGUUAACCAAAGAAGAAUUGCAGCAGUACAAGUCGUCGAGCGCGCAGGACAGCGAGAAGCCGAAGGAGAACGGGACCGCGCCAACCGGCUCCCCCGACCAGAAUGGCGAGCAGCCGCAGACUAAGGAACAAACAGUGAACGGCGAAACGGAAAGCUGCCGGAAAAUCACUGAUCUACAAAACACGGUCGCCAAACAGUCCGCCGAACUCAGUUCGUGGCAGCGUCGCGUUGCGGAGCUGAACAACAAAGUGUCUGAGCUCGAGGAGAGACUGUCCAAAGGGGAGAAGGAGCUCGUCAAGAAACAGGAGGAGUGCGUGAAGCUGCAGCGCGACCUGCGCGAGAACGUCGCCCAGAAAGAGGACCAGGAGGAGCGAAUAACAACUUUAGAGAAGAGGUACCUUAACGCCCAGCGCGAGUCGACCUCACUGCACGACCUCAACGAGAAGCUGGAGCAAGAGCUGCAGCACAAACAGGCGCAGCUUAAGCUCCAGGAGGAGAAGAUAGCCGCCAUCGAGGAGAAACUGGAGUUGUCCACGCAGAAGCUCGCCCAGAUGUCCUCGCUGCCGGAAAUGGAAGAGCAGCUCAAAGCCAGAAUGGAAGCCCUGAGCCAGAAACUUCCCUCCCAGGCGCAGGAGCGCCACGGCUCGGCCGAGGACAGGAUCCAGCGGCUGGAGGCCAGCGUCGAGGAGAAGAACGCGGAGCUGGUGCGGCUCAACCAGCGCCUCCGCAUGAACGAGGAGCACAACACCAGGCUGUCUGCUACAGUCGACAAGCUGCUCUCCGAGUCCAACGACAGAUUACAAGUCCACUUGAAAGAACGGAUGCAUGCGUUGGACGAGAAGAACGCCCUCACCCAGGAGCUGGAGAAGACUAGAAAGUACGCCGACGAGCUGAUGGCGGAGAAGCAGGAGAUCCUCAAGGAACUCGCCAAGUGGAGAAUGGAGACUGAACAACUGAAGCGGCAAAUGCUGGAACAAGAGAUAGCGUUUAACAUACAGCAAACGGACGCGCUCACCCGCUCCCUGUCCCCCGGCGCCCCGCAGCCGCCACAGGGACUCUUCGGAGCCAAGCUGGACGGCUCCUGGGAGAAGCUGCAGCAGGCGCACGUGCUGGCCAACGUACAGCAACAGUUCGACGUCUCCAGCGACGCGGAGAACGACGAAUCCGACGGCGGCGUAGAGGGCGGACACACGGACGCCGCGGCCCUGGCGCUCAUGCUGCAGGAACAGCUGGACGCCAUCAACACCGAGAUAAGGCUCAUACAGGAAGAGAAGCAAAGCACUGAAGCGCGCGCUGAAGAACUGGAGUCCAGGUCGGACUUCCCGCGCCCCCCGCAGGUCGGCAGCUACGAGCACAUGAACGUGGUGUCGCGCCGCAGCGACUCUCCCCCGCCCGCCGCCUCCCCCUCGCGCCCGCACCUCGCGCCGCACCACAAGUUCCACACCGCGCCGGCGGCGAUGUCCCCCGCGCACUACCGCGCGCCGCCCCCUCCCCCCGCCGCCGACAGCCUGCCCGCCAGCCAGGUGCGUCGGGACCACACCCCGCUCUACUUGCAGCUGUGCGAGGAGAGCGCGGUGUCGCUGGGCGGGGUGGCCGCGGGGUCUGAAGGGGCGGAGUCUCCGCUGACGGCGCGUUCCCUGCGCCUGGAGCGGGCGGCGCGGGCGCUGCACGCUGAGCGGGAUCGUCUGCGCGCACACUAUCAACCGCCCUAUGAUUCGAGCGCGAUGAUGUCAACGAGCCUCGCCCGGAUCCCCAUGCACAGCUCGAGCCAGGAGUCCCUGGGGGCCGCCGCGGGACCGUGGGGCGGAGCGCCGCGCGGCGUCACGUCCGCCUCCUCCGCCGUCUCCAUCGCCUCCAUGCACCAGCAGAAGAAACGCGGCAUCAAAAGCUCACUCGGGAGGCUGUUCAGUAAAAAGGAGAAGGGGGGAUUACCGUGUCCGCAGGGGCAGGGGUCGCGCUCGCUGUCGUCCGCGUCGUCGCUGGGGCUGUCCUCCCUAGCCGACGACGCGCCCCCCUCCGACCUCGCCCACGUGCCGCUCCAGCACCAGGAGUACACCAGGUCUAAGUCCAAGGACCGCGACUACCGCCACGAGCUGCUGGGCGAGGCCAUGCGGGCCGGCACGCCCUUCGCGCUGUGGAACGGGCCCACCGUGGUGGCGUGGCUGGAGCUGUGGGUGGGCAUGCCGGCCUGGUACGUGGCCGCCUGCCGCGCCAACGUCAAGUCCGGCGCCAUCAUGUCCGCGCUCUCCGACCAGGAGAUACAGCGGGAGAUCGGCAUCAGCAACCCGCUGCACCGGCUGAAGCUGCGCCUGGCCAUCCAGGAGAUGGUGUCGCUGACGUCACCGUCGGCGCCCCGGGGCACGGCCUGCGCCGCGCUUGCCUUCGGGGACAUGAACCACGAGUGGAUCGGGAACGUGUGGCUGCCCUCGCUAGGUCUGCCGCAGUACAGAACUACCUUCAUGGAGUGCCUGGUCGACGCCCGCAUGCUGGAGCACCUCACCAAGCGGGACCUGCGGACACAGCUCAAGAUGGUUGACAGCUUCCACAGGACGUCGCUGCACUUCGGCGUGGCGUGCCUGAAGCGCGUGGGCUACAGCGUGCGCGCGCUGGAGGAGCGGCGCCGGGCGGCCGAGGGGGGCGGCGCGCGGGACGUGCUGGUGUGGACCAACGAGCGCUUGCAGCGGUGGCUGCACCACAUCAACCUCAAGGAGUACGCGAACAACCUGUCGGAGAGCGGGGUGCACGGCGCCCUCAUCGCGCUCGACGACAGCUUCGACGCCAACAGCAUGGCGCUGGCGCUGCAGAUCCCCACGCAGAACACGCAGGCGCGGCAGAUCUUGGAGGUGGAGUUCGCAAAUCUACUGACCACCGGCACCGACCGCGCCGCCCGCGUGCACCACGACCACGCUGCCUCCUGACACAACGUCAUCAACUAGGCCGCAUCGCCCGGGGACAUCUGCUGACCGACUGUACAUACUCGAGGACCCUGAGGGCCGUGCCGUACUGGACAACGACAUCUACCGACGAAUGUAGAUACUACAAGACAUGAACGGCUGUACAACGCCCUCUAUCGAUAUAGUGUGAACACUCGAGGAAACUACGACGUGACUGAACAACGCCAUCUACCGAUCGACUGAAGACAUUAACAACAGCGGCAAUGUACAUCUACUAGCCUAGUGCAGAAACUUUAGGAAACAAUACUAGAUAGGGAUGGGCUAUUUGUUUUAAAAUACAAUAAUGUUUGUUAUUAAUGUACUUUUAAUUUUUGUGAUGAUCUAGACCGCGGCCGGCAUAACUUUACCCUUUGGACAUGACCUGAAUUGUCACACCGUGGCUGGGGCGAACUGGAUGGCAGCUCAGUACAUUAUAACUAUUUUGUUUUCUCUUUAUUAUUUCAAGCAUAUUAUGCGAUUACUCUAUACAUUUCAUUUACCUCUACUUUGAUUACUGUCUCACCAUCAUCCAAUCUCAAUUUAAAAAACCGUUCAGAUUCCAAACUGACAACGAUUUUAUCUUGAAAUCCUCUUCCCUCUGUAAACUAGAAGUAAUUGUUUUAAUGAAUUUCAUUCUAAACGUUUACGCCCUAAAUAUUUUUCGAUGAUUUUAGUGAAAUAAUUUUAAAAUAAUUGAUUUAUUUAUACAAACUUAUCAUAAAACAAGUAGCCCUUACAAAUUUGAUUAAGAAUUAUUAAAAAAUCGACGCGUGUUAAUUAAAUUUAUAUUCUGUUGUUCUGUAAACAAAAGUAAUGUGUUUUAAAAGCCCAUUAAUAAAUGUUGAUAUUGUAGAUAAUUGAUAAAGGAUCUUAGUGCGCACAAACUGGCCGAAACGCCCCGCCACGCCACGCCACGCCACGCCACGCCACGCCACGCCACGCCACGCCGCGCUCGGUCGGCUUGUGGCAUUAGCAAACGGAAUCUUAACAAUAUAGUUAGUGGUCAACGGGCAGACUAAACUUUACAGUGUUUGUGAUAGCUCAAACCUUUUCACUGUGAAGGCGCUGAAAUGUAGUCUUUGUGAAAGUACCUUAAUAUUAGCAUCAGCAGCGCGCCAUUCUAAUUAUAAAUACAUUUAAAUAUAUAGUCUUUCCGUUAAGCAAUCUGACGCCAACUAUAUUAAACUGAAAUCAAUCUUAUAAAGCACAAUCAACUGAAAUGAUUGUUGUAUUGUUGUUCACCAAUUAUCUAAUUUUAACGAACCAUAUGCAUUUAAUAUUAUAUAAAUUAACCGUUCUUGGUAGAAAUCAUUUCAGGCUAUGGGCUUAAUCUGUUAAAACGACUCAUUAAAGCUCAUUAACAUGAUAACCCAGUAAUUAAAAUUUUACACCAUUAAAAUGGCAGUAUAAAAUAAUUAAAUAAAAAUAAAUGUAUUCCUUUUUUUAUACAUUUUAUUUAGCAAAUGUAUUGGUUAUCAAAUAAUAUUUCAUUCCAACUGUGUUGCCAUAUUCACGAUCGAUCUGGUAGCACUGAUGGCAUAUGAGAAAAACAUUUAUUAUGUUUAAGUAACUUUUAAGUGGAAAUGUCUCGCUUAUAUCACACAUAUUGCAUCACUAUUAUAUUAUGAUAAAACAACAGUACUCUUUCGUACAGUUUUCGACAUUACCUGUAUACUUAAUCAAAUCUACAAUUUCUAUCGUUACAAAAGCAUAUACAUAUAUACAAAAAUAGUGUAUAGAACAAUGGUCAUAAUAUGUUUAUAUAACAGGGCGCGAUGAACCUAUAAAUUUUAUAUUAAAUGUUCAUUCAAAGGAAGGAAAUGUUGUUUUCAAAUAACUCUGUAGGUCGUUGUUGCGCUCAGCUGCCAAAUAUUAGUCACGCAAAAUACCUAAGACUAUUGUACUGACGCGACGUCAGCAUGACAUGUGUCAGUGUGACAGAUGUCAACCGCCUAAUGAUCGACCUAGGUGGAAGUGUGUCGGGAGAGAUUAUGUACUUUUGAGGUUUGUGAACUGGUGUAAAGUUAUUUGAAAUCAUAUUCCAUCGUUGUAGUUUCGCCUGUUUAGUAACGUGUAAGAGUAUAAUAUAGAUCGUUUUUUUAAUGGUUUUUUGUACGCGGUCGUUUAUCGAGCUGUCAACAAUACGCGCUUUUCGAAGUUGGCUUUUUGUAAGAAUUAAGAGUCAUUUAUUUUUAAUUUCAACUUUUAUGUAAAUUUCUCAUAGUGAUAUAUCAAACCUCGCCGUGUCUGGGUGGGUGUUUACAGACUCCGCGAUGGAUAUAACUACUCGUAACGAGUAGUUUUGAAAAAGCAUGAAACACUACUUUUAUUCCUACCGCUAGCGAUUAAGUUGAAGCUAACUGAAAGCGCGUUUAUUGUCAGUUGGAAUGUAUUCUGUGUACCAAGUGCCUCUCCAAGGCGUGUAUAUAUAGCUUUACGUAGAAGUGUGCCUCCGGUUAGUCGGCUCGUGUAUCGGCUCAUGUGUCGGCUCGCGAGUCCACGCGCGUCGCGUGCGCUUGUUCCGGGCAACGUUACACAAGAGCAAACAAUACUAGUCUCGUGUACAGUUUUAUGACAUUUAAAUAUAUAUAUAUAUAUACGAAUCGAUCAGCUGAUAUAGUGCAUAGUAAUUUAUAUUUUUGUUAAACUUGUACACGUACGCAGCUGUCUCGUUUGACAGUGACAAUUGUGACAGCUGUCAUCGUAAGUGGAACGCCUAGCUUUUAUUAAUCGCAUUCGUUUUACGACAGUUAUGUUUAUUGAAAAAUUUUAAUAUAUUAAAUGACAAAAGCCUAGAUGGUUUCAACUAUUCUAUAGAUUAUUUUUAUUUACAUAUUUUUAAAUGAUUUUAUUUAAGUUUUGUUAAUUUAUGAUAUGUAAUUAUUUAAGAGGAGCCUGUCGUGUGCAACGCUUGCGACUUAAUAAAUAACAGUUGUAUAGCUAACUUAAUUGAUAAACAAAUAAUUCGAUGGAAUCUAUAAUAAUAAUUAGCGUACGAUAUAAAAUGUAAAUAUGUUUCUAUAAAAUAGCGUUUCUACUGUAAUACGAUGUAGCAAUAUGUAGCUAGAAUGUGUUCAAACUGUUAGAUGUUUUUUUUUUUAAUAUAAAAUAAUAACGAUUUAUUUAUGAAACUUAGGACAUAUUAUUUAAGUGUACAUGGUCGUUGCAAGUGGAGCUGCCCGCGGGCCGAACUUGCGAACAGUAUUAGUAAAAUUUAGGUGAAAUUGAUCGUGUGGCCGCCCGGCAUUCUCGUAGGAUUAAAAUUUAUACGCGUUUUUACUUUAAUAAUAAUAAUAAUAAUGAAAUGUUAUCCGAUAGUCAAUGUGUGUACAGGGAGCUUCGUGCUUCGCGUCUUCGAUAGUUAACUAUUGUCUUGAAAACAUCUAUGUAUUUAUUAUUCCUAACAAUUUCACAUACUUAAUGUAACCAGUUAAUAUUUGGCAAGUACUACUUAAAAAUUCCAUUGGCAUUUUUCGUGAAGGAAUAUUGUAAUGUUACGCCCGGGCGUCCUCUGCGGGCGUUGGCUUCAGCUAUGUUACUUGUUUUGGUUUCGUUGAUAAAAAAAACGAGAUGUAAAUCUCUCAUAUCAUACACACGUCGUCUGUUCCGUAGAGUGAAUGCAGUGCGGCGCCGCGCGGGCCCGCUCGUGACGUCACCACUGCACUGCACCUAUGUACAUACACGAGUUCAAUUACCGAGGGACUGCAAUUAGCAUCCCUGCAACUUGUAUUUUUAGUGUCGGGAUGUCCGUAUUGUAAACAAACCUCCACAAGUGCCAACGAAUCGAUAGCUGUGUGUGCCACGGCUGUAACUCUGUAACAUUCCGACGUGCCGUCUCGCGGCGCUUCAGAACAAUGUUCAUUCUAUCUCAUUCUCGCGCAGGCUUAAUCCAAUAUGUCUGUCUCUUUUUAGUGUCGUUUUUCGUUUCGUCAAAUUUAAUAACACAACGGUGCUAACGAUAUAUAUAUAAAAUUUGUAGUUGCUUUUUUUUGACAAAUCAAUGAAAUGGUUUAUCUUGUAGGCUCACAAGAUAUCGUUAUGAAGAUUGUUCUGGAAGUCGCGGAGACGCGCGCGCGUGCACCCGGUCGUUCCCCAACAGCUCCUCGCGGCUCGCGCUACCAAAGAUAGAGUUACCUUCACGUUAAAUUGUAAAAUAAUAGUUAAGAAAAGUUUUUUUAAAUGUUCAAAUGUAUAUAAUUUCGUGUUAAUGUGUUGAUAGAUUGAGUAUAAAUCCUACGCGGUGACAUUCCAAGCUUCCCUCGUCGAUAUAGCUUCGCCCUCGAGUUGCGGUGUUUAGUGAAAAUGUUAUCACGUUCAGCGAGAGUGAGGACGGAUAUCUGUGUCUCGUUUUUUGAAAAAUUAAAUUGUUAAUGUAGUCUGUGUUUAUUUUGACCAAUGUAAUCUGUACCACUGUGUAACCUUUGUAAAAAUAUUUAUCAAAACAUGCGAUGACGAAACAAGUUAUGCAUUGAUAAGAGGUAAAUACAAUUUACACCAAA